AUGAUGAUAAUAAGUCGUCUUAGUCUGGAUGACUAUAACUGUAAAUUCUACAAGGAAGCUUGGUCUACUGUCUGCUCCCGUCUGAAUAGGGUUCUUGGGAGUAUUGUUAACAAAAAUCAUGGUGCCUUUGUGGCAGGGAGGCUUAUCUCGCACAACAUUUUGCUGUGCCACGAUUUCGUUAAGCAUUAUUCAAAAAAGAACUGCUAUCCCAGCUGUAUAAUUAAGGUUGAUUUGAGGAAGGCUUAUGACACCAUGGAAUGGGACUUCAUUCAUGAUAUGUUGAUCGCUCUGAACUUUGCUCCUCACUUCAACAAGAUUAUCAUGGUGUGCAUCAUAUCAACCCAAUACUCUGUGUUGAUCAAUGACAUCCCCUCUGAGAUCUUCAAGCCUAAAUGA
Amaranthus tricolor (Joseph's coat) is the source of this 396-nucleotide messenger RNA. RefSeq lists its product as uncharacterized. The record is from RefSeq and is a predicted model, not a curated record. NCBI's taxonomy places the organism in Eukaryota, Viridiplantae, Streptophyta, Magnoliopsida, Caryophyllales, Amaranthaceae. Bases 1 to 396 code for a protein of 131 amino acids. The transcript has 2 exons.